Microbotryum saponariae is the source of this 334-nucleotide messenger RNA. The record is from the annotation of a GenBank genome assembly. NCBI's taxonomy places the organism in Eukaryota, Fungi, Basidiomycota, Microbotryomycetes, Microbotryales, Microbotryaceae.
AUGGCCGCUCAAGUAAGUAUCUCAACUGCUCAGCCCCUCCUCUACACUUUCACGUACCCGCCCUCGCGCUCUCGUUCGCCUACUGGGCGUCGUCCAACCCGCGCCGUCCAAGAAUAGACUAUCCACCUCUCUCAUUCGUCGUUCGCAGACCCGACGGGGCACUCACCCGGAGAGCUGAUCACAUCCUUCCCACCCUGCCCCUUCCCUGCAGGACUACUACGGUGGACAACAGAACAAGGGGUACCCUCAGCAAGGUGGAUGUACGUUGAUGGUGGUCGUGUUUGUCAAUGAAGGCGCUGGUCGGUUCCCCGAGGCGGUGUCCCCUGACCGAUGA